This is a messenger RNA of Amaranthus tricolor (Joseph's coat), 2089 nucleotides long. RefSeq names its product U-box domain-containing protein 4-like. Gene Ontology annotation, cellular component: cytoplasm; nucleus. The transcript has 2 exons. The record is from RefSeq and is a predicted model, not a curated record. The coding region runs from base 358 to 1422 and encodes 354 amino acids. Gene Ontology annotation, molecular function: protein binding. NCBI's taxonomy places the organism in Eukaryota, Viridiplantae, Streptophyta, Magnoliopsida, Caryophyllales, Amaranthaceae.
UAAUAAUUCCCAAAAUCAAAAAUCAAUAGUACUAUGUGCUCAUAGACCUCAAAAUAAAAAAAAAAUAAGUAUUUAAAACCAAAAAACUAAAACUAAAACUAUUUUAUCUAUUUUCACCAAGCCAGGCUCUGUACCCGUUCAUACUAAUCUCUCCAUUGUAUUUCCUUUCUAUAUCAUCCACACGACGUUACCUUCAACUCAAAUACCCGUUCAUACUUCCAUCAACAUCCCAAUUCACCACUUUCUUCUUCAUGUAUUCUACUUAAGCACCCCCGUAUCAAUUAAAUUUCGGAAAUUCUUCAAUUAAGGAAAAAAAAAAUUCUCAUUUCUUAACAUAAAAUCCAAAUCUAACCAUUAAUGGAAACAGAAAAUGGUUCGACGGCAUCGGGUUUUAGUUAUCUCGGCAUAAAUUUCGGCGACCUUACGAUUAACGAUAAUUCUUCCUCCGCCUUCAGUGAUUGUAAUAGUGACAGGUCCGGUGAAUUCGCUUCUGCAUCAUCGGAAAGUCGCCGGAAACUAUUGCUUUCUUGCACCGGCGAUGAUUUUUCUGAUGAAUUUAUUCAACAAUUAGUAUACAGCUUAAACUCUUCUUCAAUUGAAGAACAAAAACAAGCCGCCAUGGAAAUUCGUCUAUUAGCUAAAAAUAAACCGGAAAAUCGGCUAAAAAUCGCUCAAGCCGGUGCAAUUAAACCGCUUGUUUCUCUUAUUCUGUCAUCAGAUCUUCAGCUUCAAGAAUACGGUGUGACAGCGAUUCUGAAUCUUUCGCUGUGCGAUGAAAACAAAGAUCAUAUUACUUCAUCCGGCGCAAUCAAGCCGUUGGUUCGAGCGUUACGAAUCGGAACAUCGACGGCGAAGGAAAACGCAGCGUGUGCGCUUCUGAGAUUAUCACAAAUCGAUGAGAAUAAAUCAUUAAUCGGACGAUCAGGAGCAAUUCCCGCAUUAGUACAUCUGUUAGAAAACGGAGGCUUAAGAGCGAAGAAGGAUGCAUCAACUGCACUGUAUUCAUUGUGUUCUGUUAAAGAGAAUAAAAGGAGAGCAAUUGAAGCAGGUAUUAUGAAACCUUUGAUUGAAUUAAUGGCGGAUUUUGGGGCGAAUAUGGUGGAUAAAUCGGCGUAUGUAUUGAAUUUAUUGAUGGUGUUGCCGGAAGCGAAGGUGGCGUUGGUAGAAGAAGGGGGAAUUCCGGUGUUGGUGGAAAUAGUUGAGGUUGGGACACACCGUCAGAAGGAGAUUGCGGCGGCGAUAUUGUUGCAAUUGUGUGAAGAUAGUGGUGUUUAUAGGACGAUGGUGGCGCGUGAAGGGGCAAUUCCGCCGUUGGUUGCUUUGUCUCAGUCGGGUACUAGUCGGGCCAGGAAGAAGGCAGAGACAUUGAUUGAACUUCUACGGCAACCAAGAUCCGGCAACGCCGCUGCCAGAGACAUUUGAUUCUGUCAGUCAUUUUUCUAUUCCACAUGCCCUCCUUCCUCUAUCCAUCAUAUUGGAGUGUCUUUUUCUGUGUCUUUUUUAAAACCUUUGUGGUUGUGAUAUUUUAAUCAAUUAGUAUAUCAUGAAGUGACACCUUAGCUAUGAUAAAAUGCCUUUUUUUGGUACCGGUGUAGCAGCGUAGGGAUCGAAGACGCUAAGGGUUGUGUUUGAUGUACGGAGUGUAAAUAUGUUUUAAAAGUUGUUUGUAACAUAAUAUGUCUUAGAUGGGGAGGAGAAAAUAUGGAAUCAAAUGAGAAGAAAAUGAGGACAUGUGGAUCUGCUCGUGGAGACAAUACAUGUAUGUCUCAAUUUGGAUAAAGAUGUUAUGUCUUUCAAACUUAUUUAGGAGAAGAAAAUACAACAAUUUUAUCGAUACAUUGAACACAAAAGAGAGCCAAGGCAGAUUAACCAAACAAAAUGAUGGAAAACAACGUAGAGCGUAAAUAGUUUGUUUUGAAGUUUGUAAACAUAAUCAAUUGAGCAAAAAAGUUUGUGUAAAAUGACAGAAUCUUUUUUUUUAAUUUUUAAUUUUUAUUUAGGGUAUAUUUUUAUGUUUCCUUUCUUGGAAGAAUUUUUUUACAAUUAAAUAUGAGUGGAUGUGCAAACUUGUGCAUUUCGGUAAAAGAAA